Messenger RNA from Peronospora matthiolae, 159 nucleotides. The record is from the annotation of a GenBank genome assembly. NCBI's taxonomy places the organism in Eukaryota, Oomycota, Peronosporomycetes, Peronosporales, Peronosporaceae.
AUGGACACCACUUCGCAACGAGGUGCCAGUACUUCUGUCGGCACGACGCAGGAAGAGCGGGGCCGCAAUGUGUUGCGUCUCGCUCCCGAGAAGAAAGCAUGGCUGCCACCAAAAUCCGUCAUGGAUCACUUGUCGGCGACGACGAGUGAUCGUUAUUGA